GGCGGGUCGGGGGAGAGCUUGGCCCCGGGGAUGAAGCGGCGCCCGGGCGGGUGCCCGCAGGAGGCGGCGGAGGCGGAGGCGGCUGCGCGCUGCUGUCUGCUGGACGCGGUGCUCGGCUCCCUGUAUGAUCUCGCACAGGAGAAGAGCCGUUAGUUAAAAAUGAAAAAAAAGAGAUCCAGAAGAAAAAUGUGGAGAACAAGAUGGGGUCAGAGCCUUUCAGAACAGUAAAGGAAGAUAGAGCGGCGUGUCCUGAUUCAGCAAUCCCAGGUAAAAGGAAAAGUGCUUCCAGUUUCUUUGAAAAACUGAAAAAUGAGAUGCAUCAUGACUCUGUUGAUUCAAAACGAUCCACCCCAGAAACCAACGGUUCUAAUGCUGUGUCACCCGAACCUACGCAACAGGGAAAGACCACAGAGGUGGAAGUUGUGACAUUUCAUGGUCGGAGUAAAAAGAAGAAACCUAAAGUGGAACUCACUCAGGAAAGUGUUUCAAAGACAAAGAUGGCUAUUCCAGAGAAAAAUAUGGAUGGACAAGAAUUUAACUUAGAAAAAGCCCGUCUGGAAGUACACAGGUUUGGAAUCACUGGAUAUGAAAAGAAAGAACAGCGGAUAUUGGAACAAGAACGUGCCAUCAUGCUCGGAGCCAAGCCUCCGAAAAAGGAAUAUUUGAACUACAAGAUUUAUCAACAGAAAAUUAAAGAGAAGAAAACAGUGAAGAAAGAAGAUCAUAGUAUGGAAUAUAAAUCUGAUUCUAUCAAGAAAAAGAAGAAAAAAGGUCAGGAGCAGAGGAAAUCCAAAAAGAAAAAAUCAGCAGCCAGUAUUUUGCCAACAGGACAGGUUGGAAAAUUUACAAAUGGGACCUUGAUUCUUAGAGGUAGUGAUCUAAAGAAAAUUAAAUCAUCAAAAGCGAUUAAAUGAAGUUGUUACACCACAUCAAAACUGAAAAUGAGCUAGAAUUAAUUUCUUAAUUAAAAAAUGUCUACAUAGCCAAUGUUUCUUUGCUGUGUUUUAAUACAUGUUGCAAUACUUUGGGGUUUUUUGUUUUUUUGGUUUUUUUUAUCUCAACAUCACCCAGUUUCCACUCUGGGGAGAACAUAAAAUACAUUGUUACAUCAUAAAUUCUGAGUAAGAAAAAAUAAGGUUUUUUUUCCCUAAUGGCAAGUAAACUAUUAUUUUCAUUGGCUAA
This is a messenger RNA of Dermochelys coriacea (leatherback sea turtle), 1182 nucleotides long. It is a transcript of the gene FSAF1, whose product is annotated as chromosome 3 C1orf131 homolog. The coding region runs from base 201 to 914 and encodes 237 amino acids. Lineage: Eukaryota; Metazoa; Chordata; Testudines; Dermochelyidae. The transcript is spliced from 7 exons. The record is from RefSeq and is a predicted model, not a curated record.